Molecule: messenger RNA, 1707 nt
Organism: Rotaria sp. Silwood1
Lineage: Eukaryota; Metazoa; Rotifera; Eurotatoria; Philodinida; Philodinidae
Source: the annotation of a GenBank genome assembly
AUGGCUGGUCGAUUAAUAUCCGAAGAUUCGGAUGAAGAAUUUCAAGAAAUACAAUUGAGUAAACUUCAAAAUAAUUAUCGACAUGCACGGGAAGAUCAACAUGAAUUCACAAUUGAAAAAAAAGAUCAAUUACGAACGCAAAGUAAAACUCUUCAACAAUUAGCAAAGGAACGUGAUGAAUUAGAUAAAGUAUAUCGUUUGGCUGAAAGUCUUGAAAAUCAAAAACGUGAUGAAGAAAAAACAAAAAAAUUACGGGAACUUAUACAAACAAAAGAUGAAAUUCAAAAUGAAAUACAAAAUGAACAAGCAAUAUCAACUGAUCUCGAUGCUAAAUUACGUGAAUGGGAAAAGAAAAUUCGUCAAAAACAAACAGAAAUCGGUGGUUCUAAUGCUGCAAUUACAUUUAAUGCAAAUGUUCGUAAACAAGAACGUGUUUUAGAAAAUCGUUUAGAUACGGCUUUAAAACGAUUUAAUUCCUUACUUACUACAAAUAGUCUAUUACGUUCUGAAAUUGAUAAUUUACGAAAUGAAAGAGAACGUUAUGAAAAUUUAUCUCAAAAAUCUGAAAAUGAACUUCGAGAUUUACGUGUACAAUUAGUAGAAUGUAUUGAACGUUCAGUUACAUCAUAUGAACAACGUAAAGAUGCAAAUGCAAAAGCAAUUAUUCUUCAAACUAAAGCUGAAACAGACAAAUUAACAGCUGAAGGUGAAAUGAGAGAACUUGAACGACAAAUUUCUCAUGAUCGGAAAUUGCGUGAUUUUAUGAAACUUAAAUCUCAAGAACGACAGGAAGAUGAAGGCCUUGUUACGUAUAGAAAACGCAGAGAAGCUGAAGCAAAUGAAAAACGUCGUAAAGAAAAAGAAGAACAUUCAGUAGAAGCAUAUGAAAGUAAAUUUAAACAAAUUCAAGACAUAAAUGGUGAACAAGAUUUAGAUAAACUUGUUGAUAAAUUUAUUGAAGUUGAAGAUAAAAAUUUUGCUUUAUUUAAUUAUAUUAAUGAAUUAAAUAAUCAAAUUGAAAUGUUACAAGAACAAAUAGCUGAUAUUAAAAAAGAAAUUCGUCGUUUUGAAGCACAAGGUGUUGAAUUAGAAGAUCAACGACAAAAAAUGCUUGAUCAAAUGGAAGAUAAACGUUCACAAGCAGCAAAAUUAGCCGAAGAAUAUGAAGAAAAAAUGCGUAGUGCAAAAAAAAUUCUUGAUCAAUGUCGAGCAGGUAUUGAUUCAAUAUUUAAAAAGAUUGGUUGUGAUCGUCGACAAAUUGAUCAUUUAUUACAAAGUCAUGAAGGUGUUACUGAAGAUAAUAUGUUACGAUAUUUAGGUACUAUUGAAGAAAGAACAAAUGAAUUACUUAUGGCACAAGCAACUAUGAAUGCAAAAGAACAAAAUAUUCCAUUACGUGAACGUGCACCGAAUCUCAUUGGUGAUGGUCCAUCUGGACCAGCACCACAUGUUCAUGUUCAUCUUCCAAAUACAGACGAUCGUCGUGAUCAAGAAGAAAAAGUCGAAGACGAACUUAAACCAUUAACACGUGAAGAAUUAAAACAACGCGCAAUUGAUCAUGUUAGAAAUUUAGAAAAACGAGCCUUACAAGAACAAAGUAAAUAUCCAGAUAUGUCACCAACAGCAUCACGUGAAAAAAGUACAAAUGGUGCAUCAAAAAGUGCUGGUGGAGAAACAGGAAAAACACCAACUGCUCGUGGACGUUAA